UUGUCAACUCAAGCAUCACUCACUCACAAGUCCUAUGGCAGCUUCUUGCUUUGUUACAUCAACUGUGUUCUUCCCUUCCCAAAUCAACAACAAUCGCUAUACUUCAACUACUCACAGUACCCGAGUCUUUUGCAAGAUUACAAAGACAAAAGCAAAACAACAUUGUGAUGAUUCAAAGGUUGUGGUAAGGAGAUCAGCAGACUACCAACCCAGCGUCUGGGAUGACAAUUACUUACAAUCAUUGAACAAUGACUUUAUGGGAGAGGCACACAAAAGAAGAGUUGAGAAUCUGAAAGGAAAAGCAAGAAUUUUGCUGAAUAAUGCAGGGGGCCCGUCGCAUCAAUUGGAACUUAUUGACACUUUACAAAGGCUUGGAUUGGGUUAUAAUUUCAAAUUGGAGAUAGAGACCAUACUACAUAACAUCUACUCUAAAACUAAGACCAAUCAUCUUGGAAAUCUCUAUGUCACUGCUAUUCAAUUUAGACUCCUCAGAGAACAUGGAUAUCAUGUUCCCCAAGAGGUAUUUGAGAAUUUCAAGGACGAAACAGGCGAUUUCAAGGAAUGUGUUGGUGGCGAUGAUGUAAGGGGAAUUUUGAGCUUAUAUGAAGCAUCAUAUUACUCUGUAGAAGGGGAGAGUAUUAUGGAGGAAGCAUGGGACUUUGCUACUAGACAUCUCAAAAAACUAGAUGAUGAGAGAGUACUAGAUGGCCGCGAUCCGAUUCUGGCAAUGCAGGUAAGGCAUGCCUUGGAGCUUCCACUACACUGGAGGCGAACAAGAUUUGAGGCAAGGUGGUUCAUAGACUUGUAUGAGAAAACAAAUGACAUGAACCCAAUGUUGCUAGAGCUUGCGAAGUUGGACUUCAACAUUUUGCAAGGCAUGUACAAGGAGGAACUCAAGGACCUCUCAAGGUGGUGGAAGAAUUGUGGUUUGGUAGAGAAAUUGAGUUUUGCGAGGGACCGGUUGGUCGCAUCGCACUUGUGGGCAAUUGGGAUUGCUGAUGAGCCUCAGUUUGCAAACUGUAGGAAAGUGAUUACAAAGGUGAUUGCACUAAUCACAGUGAUUGAUGAUGUUUAUGAUGUCUAUGGUACCUUGGAUGAACUCAAACUCUUCACGGAUGUUGUUGAAAGGUGGGACAUUAAUGCAAUAAAACAGCUCCCUGACUACCUCAAAAUAUGUUUCUUUGCCCUUUUCAACACUGUCAAUGAAAUGGCUUUCGAUAUUCUGAAAGAACAUGGCCUUGAUGUCUUGCCUAACCUAAAGAAAGCAUGGAUAGAUUUAAUGAAUGCAUACUUGGUAGAGGCAGAAUGGUUUCAUGGCGGAUACAAGCCAACACUGGAAGAAUACAUGAACAAUGGAGUCUUUUCAAUCACUGGACCUUCAAUCACUUCUCAUGGAUAUCUCUUUUCAGCAAAACCCAUACGAGAGACCGAUUUGAAUUUCCUCGAAAACGAUCCAGAUUUUGUUCGCCAUUUUUCUUGUAUCUUUCGGCUUCAAGAUGAUUUGGGAACUUCAUCAGAUGAACUGCAGAGAGGCGAUGUCCCGAAAUCGAUCCAAUGCUACAUGAAUGAAACUGGUGCAUGCGAGGAGGACGCCCGCAAAUACAUUAAGGAGUUGAUGAGAAAGACAUGGAAGAAGACCAAUGCUGUAGACUGUGUAUUACCUCAAUCUGCCAUUGUUGUAAUGUCAAAUCUUGCCAGAACCUCCCAUUGUAUGUAUAGGUAUGGUGAUGGUCACGGCGUUGAAGACCAUGUGUCCAAGACUCGAGCCUGUUCAAUGCUUUUUGAGCCAAUUCAUUAGUAGUUUAGUACUUUUGGGGGGUCCAUCUUGGGUUGCCACUAGAUUUCAGUUUUCUUCUGUGGUGGUUUUUGUGUACAUUUUCUGUUUCUGUUAGAGACAGAGAAAUCAGUGCAUUAUUUUCGUUGGUACUACAUCAUUUUGUUAC
Tripterygium wilfordii is the source of this 1943-nucleotide messenger RNA. Its product is annotated as terpene synthase 10-like. Gene Ontology annotation, biological process: diterpenoid biosynthetic process. Gene Ontology annotation, molecular function: magnesium ion binding; terpene synthase activity. The record is from RefSeq and is a predicted model, not a curated record. The transcript is spliced from 8 exons. The coding region runs from base 35 to 1798 and encodes 587 amino acids. NCBI's taxonomy places the organism in Eukaryota, Viridiplantae, Streptophyta, Magnoliopsida, Celastrales, Celastraceae.